Diorhabda sublineata is the source of this 627-nucleotide messenger RNA. RefSeq lists its product as uncharacterized. NCBI's taxonomy places the organism in Eukaryota, Metazoa, Arthropoda, Insecta, Coleoptera, Chrysomelidae. The record is from RefSeq and is a predicted model, not a curated record. Bases 92 to 529 code for a protein of 145 amino acids. The transcript is spliced from 2 exons.
CUUUCGUUCAAGACAUGCGAACUGACAUGACACCUCAUCAUAGAAUCAAGAUCUGUGGUCGUAGUAAUUGUGGGGUUAUGGGUUUUUGAAAAUGGAUAACAAAGCGAAAGUUCCUCCAGGCUGGAAUGAUCCACCCAUGUUAAAUUAUAGUGCAUCUAAUCCACCACCAAAAUCACGGAUAACAAACAAACGGAUAGCUUUUCCUCUGAAUAGCACAAGUAAUAAUUCUGGUACCGCAUUACCAAAGCCGUUAAGCAACCUUCCCCCAAUGGUGACAGAGAGCGUGGAUAAAUCAAUAUCGAAGGAAAUUAUUGAGCAAACAUUAAGUAGGUUACUACCUUCUGAAGAAAAUAAACAUUUUCAUGACAUAUGGAACAGUGAUGUACCAGAAGAAUUUGUUAAGGAAGUUCAUUUAAUGACAAAUUGUUUAACGAAAAAUGACAAAGAAGGUGCAAUAACUCAUAAAAAAAAACUUUUGUCAGAGUAUAAAUCAAUAUGUGAUAUUUGGUUGAAAGAUUUCGUGUUUUAAAGUGUUGAAAAAAUGUUUGGAAUGAAAAUUUAAUGAUGUUUGGUUGUAGUGUUAAGUAAUAUGUAUUUAACUGUAAUAAAUUGAAAGUUGUGAAUUCA